This is a messenger RNA of Liolophura sinensis, 1181 nucleotides long. Its product is annotated as zinc finger HIT domain-containing protein 3-like. Bases 3 to 551 code for a protein of 182 amino acids. Gene Ontology annotation, cellular component: nucleus; pre-snoRNP complex. The record is from RefSeq and is a predicted model, not a curated record. Gene Ontology annotation, molecular function: protein binding. The transcript is spliced from 5 exons. Gene Ontology annotation, biological process: maturation of LSU-rRNA from tricistronic rRNA transcript (SSU-rRNA, 5.8S rRNA, LSU-rRNA); box C/D snoRNP assembly; snoRNA localization. NCBI's taxonomy places the organism in Eukaryota, Metazoa, Mollusca, Polyplacophora, Chitonida, Chitonidae.
ACAUGUGGAGAAGGAACGAACAGAAUAGACGCCAACAGAAAUUUUGUGACCAGGCGAUCGAUCCAAGAAGUAUUCUGGUCAGCAAAAUGAUCAAGCCAAGUUGUCAGAUCUGUGAAGAAAACCAACACAAGUACAAGUGCCCAGCCUGUGAGAUAAAAUAUUGUUCAGUUCCAUGCUUUAAAAAACACAAAGAGGAGUGCGUUCCCAAGGAGAAAGAAAGCAAGAAAGAUAACUCUGAUCAAACAGCCACAUCUGUGGAUCCAGCAUGUGACAGAGAAAACAGCCCACCCGUGGAUUCUGGAGAAGACAGAGUGCCAAAGAAGUCUCUACAGCUGUUAGGCCAAUCUGACGAGCUGAAAUCUUUGCUGGAAAACCCUCAUCUCCGUACCUUGCUGACCUCCCUUGAUUCCAGUGCCAAUCCAGCCCAGGACAUUGCCACGGCGAUGCAAAUCCCCAUUUUUACAGAAUUCGCAGACACUUGUUUAUCAAUCAUGGACACUGAGGACAAGGCACCGCUGAUAUUAUCGGGCCAAUCUGCAAAACAGUUAUGACCAUGAUUGUGGAGGCGUAGGUGGAUAUGCUUAAAACAUGACAAGCAUGUAUUCGAAUUUGAUAUAGCAGUAACAUAGAACCCCGGUCAGACUGAUAAAGUGUGGAAGCCUUUCCCCAAUAUUGAUGUGUUACAUUCAUGGUCUGUUCCCAACCGUCUGCUUAUCUUCACAGAAGAACAAAAACAUAGUGGAAAUCUCGCUUCUUUUUUGUGUGAAUCAAACCUCCUUCUUACUUUAUUUAUAACUUUCCAACAGGUCCUAAGGUUUUAAUUCUUCAUCCAAAGAGAGCGCAUGGGACAGACACAAGUUACUUCAGAUUUAGUUAGCAACAGACUUUUUGACACAAAAAAUUUCAUAAGGGUAUAUCCAGUUUCAUCAGCUGACGGUCUUUUGACUGAAAUAUUCCUCUUCACAUACAUGUAUUCUGCAUUAGAUUGAAUUUUAUUGUUUAUAUGUAAGUGAAAUGUCAGGAUUUCCGUCACUGAUGAAGUGUUAUUUCACACAGUUAUAUCUCACUUUUGUUAAUACGCUUUGAUAUUUCAAAACUUGAUGCUAUGAGGUCAGAACAGAAGCAUUUUCAUCUAUGAUGUCCCAGUUUCAGCUCAGCAGGACGACAAUACAGGUUCGAUC